This is a messenger RNA of Acanthamoeba castellanii str. Neff, 1560 nucleotides long. Its product is annotated as Ser/Thr phosphatase family superfamily protein. The transcript has 9 exons. The record is from RefSeq and is a predicted model, not a curated record. Gene Ontology annotation, biological process: peptidyl-serine dephosphorylation. The coding region runs from base 1 to 1560 and encodes 519 amino acids. NCBI's taxonomy places the organism in Eukaryota, Discosea, Longamoebia, Acanthamoebidae. Gene Ontology annotation, molecular function: protein binding; protein serine/threonine phosphatase activity.
AUGGCCAUGGAGACGCUGGCGGACGAGCUGGUGCUGUACAUCUUUCGUUUCUGUGGGGCCAGGGAUGUGGCAGCGCUGGAGGCCACCUGCCUCCGCCUGGCCAGCCUGGCCCGCGACGACCUCCUGUGGCGCCACCUGUUCCGGGGCUGGUUCCGCCACCACGCCCAACAGCAAGAAGCCGCCGCAGCUGCUGACUCGGGGGCUGCCGACCCCUUUCACGCCCUGGGCCUGCACCGGAUGGACUGGCCCCGCGUCCGCUCGGCCGUGGUGGUGGCGACGAACCAAGACAAAGACGAAGAAGAUGAAGAGCCCGCCGUGCCCCGCAAGGCUGCCCUUGUGCUCGACACCGAACCCCAGGCCAGCUUCAUGCUCGGCGGGCGUAGACCCUUUCGCCCCAAGCACUUUGAAAAAGUGGAGCUCUACGAUGACUGGCGAAGCUGCUACAAGGCGCAUGUGCAACCGCCGGACGUCGGCGAGAAGGUCAGACGACUCAUGGAGGGGCGCCUGGUGUCGCCCCGCACCCUGAGCGCCAUCCUCCGCCAGGCCGCGGCCGUGCUCGAGAAGGAGCCCAACCUGCUGCACCUCCGAUCGCCCAUCACCGUGGUCGGCGACCUGCACGGCCAGCUGCUCGACCUCCUCGACCUCUUCCUCAUCAAUGGUGAGCCGCCGGACGUGAACUACCUGUUCCUGGGCAACUGGGGCGACAGGGGCGACUACGGCGUGGAGACGGUGACGCUGCUGCUGGCCCUCAAGGCGGCCUACCCCGACCGCGUGCACCUCCUCCGCGGCAAGCACGAGACGCGGCCCAUCACCCAGGUGUACGGCCUCUACGACGACUGCGCCCGGAAGUACCACUCGGGCGCGAACGUGUGGACCGCGCUCAUGCACGUGUUCGACCGCCUGCCCCUGGCCGCGGUGGUCGACGACAAGGUGUUCUGCGUGAGCUCCGGGCUCAGCCCCGAGCUCCAAACCCUCGCACAGAUCGACGACCUCCACCGGUGCCGGGAGGUCCCCUACGAGGGCCCCAUGUGUGAUCUCGUCUAUUCAAUCCCCGACGUCGCCUCGUGUGCGCAACCCCCGUUAGACCCCGACUGGCGAGUGAGCCCGCAGGGCGCCGGCUGGCGCUUCGGUCCCAGGGCGACUCAGGCGUGGCUGGCUGCCAAUCACCUGGAGCUCAUGGUCACCGAGCACAAUUACCGCGACGAGGGCUAUCAGAUUCUCCACGGUGGUAAGCUGGUGACCGUGUAUGGCGCGGCCAACUACUGCGAACGGAGCCCCAACGUGGCCGCCUGCUUCACCAUUCAGGAGGACGGCAACCACUACAUCACCCAAUAUGGCCCGGCUCCCCGUGUGGCCACGCCCGUCAAGCGAGAGAGCCUGCUCCGAAGCCGCUUCAAGGCCCCGCCGCCGGGAACGACAGGCGGCGCCCCGAGCCUGACCGAAGUGAUAGCAACGGCCGCGUCGACCACGAAGAAGAGACCGUCGGGCAAGGUGAUCUGGGGACCCAGCGCCCUCUUGGCCACUCCCUGCCAGUGCAUGGCCAGGUCGAUCGCGAACUGA